GCUUAUAGUCCAUAGUGGGGAGAGGCGGCGACACCGGGCAGUGAGAGAGAUUACCGACGCGCUCACCACCCGCCACGCCACCCUAAUUUUCCCCCCAGGAGCCACCCUACUUACAAGGCUGUUUGAGGAGGGCCGCGCGCCACCGCCGAACAUGAGUUACGGCCGGGGACCCCCAGACAUCAAGGGGAUGACGUCCCUGAAGGUGGACAAUCUGACCUACAGGACCACGCCGGAGGACCUGCGUCGCUCCUUCGAGAAGUAUGGCGAGAUCGGCGACGUCUACAUCCCCAGGGACAGGUUCUCCCGCGAGAGCCGCGGCUUCGCCUUCGUCAGGUACUAUGAUCGGCGAGAUGCUGAAGAUGCCAUGGAAGCCAUGGAUGGCCGGCGGCUAGAUGGACGAGAGCUGAGAGUACAGAUGGCACGGUAUGGACGGCCAGAGACCCCGCCACACCGAAGACGUCGCCGACGGGACAAUUCCAGGUCGCGGUCCAGGUCUCGUUCUCGGUCGCGAUCUCGCAGGAGGAGGAGGUCAUCGCGGUCCAGGUCCAGAUCUCGCUCUCGUUCCCGUAGGCGCCACUCUAGGUCAAGGUCUGGAAGUCGGUCCCGCUCACGAUCACAUUCAAGGUCACGCUCUGGAAGCAAGAGUCGCUCCCGCACACCCGACGAACGUCAAUCAAAAUCUCCGGAGAAGCAGGACAAGGAAAACGGAAUGGAUGAGGCAGCGGCAAUUGAAGAGGAACAGCAAAUGGACCGCUCUCACUCGCGUUCAAAGUCCCGCUCACGAUCUCGUUCAAGGUCAAAGUCGAGAUCCAGGUCGAAGUCGCGCAGCAAGUCCAGGUCCAGGUCACGCUCAAGGUCCAUGGAAUGAGGACCUGUUGGGCAAAGCUGUGGCCAGGGUGGUCUAGCUGCUCACUGGAAACGAUGAUUCCUGUCAAUUCCUGUCCAGAUUUUUGCAGUACUGGCAUGCUGGGCAGGUACUUGUUCAUUUCCGUGCUUACUGUGUACUGGAACUCUGUCAUCUAAUUAGUUUAUUUGUCAAGGCUGAUGGUUAAUGUCAAGUUAUAUAGUUAUUAUUUCUUAGUCUCACUAUUCACUUGCCUAAGGUUAAGACCAACUUUAAGGGUUUAGUUUUCAUUUGCGCACGUCCUACGGGCUUACGUUAUGGAAUGUUUAUCUUCUCUCCAGUUGACAGGUGGUCACCUGCUUGGGGUCUUGCUCAUUAGUUGUGUAACAUUUUGCUAAUGUUUUAAGAUCACCCAAAUUGUAGUUCAAUAUUCAUGAGUGGUAGUUUUUUUUUAUAUUUGAUUAUUGCUAUAAAUAUUUUUAAGGUUUCUGAAAUACUUACACAAUUGCAGAUGCUAUGGUAAUAGUUAGAACCUUGCGUUUAUUGUUACAUUGUGUGUGGUUCCACCAUGAGCCGAGUUAAGAUGCAGUUUUGUUCAAAUGAAGUUUAGGUUAAGCAUAAGAAUGUUUUAAUAUGUUGACACUUUGUAUGAAUAGCCUCAUACGUUCACCAGGAAUGUCUCUUGAAGCUCUUCUGAAAUGAUUUGUCAGAUUACACUUAGCCAUGUGCAUUAACUUUGUAUGCUUAGGAAAUAAACUUGACAUGAAGGUCACAGACAGGACUUUCCUAUUCCACAUGCCAAAGGCUGGUAAGAGUAUGGGGGUAUUGUGUAUAUUUAUCCUUGUGGUAGCCAUGUGCUGAUGUGUAUUUCUACGCGCACAGGGCGUGGCAGUUGUUGCUGUUGUGUUGCUGUGGAGUAUGGCGGGUUGCUGUAGUGCGGUGUUAUGGCGGGAGCCGAGGCAGAGAGCCAGUCAGGCAUGCAGCCGACGGGGGGGGCCGCAAGGCGCAGUACUGGCUCGCAGGGCACCAGACCACUCCUCCUCCUAUUCCUUCUCCUCCUUCCCCUAUUCUCCUACUUAUCCCAACACACAUCUCGCCACCCUUGUGCUCCAUUUCCCACCGCUUGCCACCGUCCCAUCCUCAGCUUCCUCUUGCCUCGGUCACAUGCACCAUUACCUUACAGUAUUCCAAUUCCGUGUUGCCUUGGUCCCAUUGCUAACGUCCUCUUCACCUUGGCCUAUAUCUCCACGGGGAGUAUUAACAAAAAACACUCACAAUCCAGUUAAACAAAUUAGGGCUGUCCUUUUAAAGCCACCUUUGAUGAUGAUAAUUUUUGGUUAUAAGAUUAUUGGACAAGUUGGCAAGGCGUGUAGUAACUAAUAUUAUCCUUUUUUCCUGGUGACUCGUGUACACUGUGGUGCCCUGUGAUGCUAAGGAGGCGACUGGCAGCUGCGUGCGGUCACCAGACAACGGUGACUUGCUGCAGCUGUGGCGACCCUUGCAACGCUGAGGGUGGAGGGUGGGAGGGAGGACGGGCGGGUGGGUGGAGUGGGGCGGGCAGCAGAUGUAUGGCUACGUGCAGGCUCCCACAGUAUUCCAACACUGCAGACUUACUCUGCUGUAGCUUGGUCAGUUAGACCCCCCCUGAUCUUGCCCCUCCCACUUUUUAUUUGUUUUUUUCAUUUUACAGCUGUCCAUUGAAGUCCCUUAGGUUUUUAUCCAUUAACCAGAGCUUUGUUUGUGCGCUUGUGUAGUACAUUAAUAUCUGGCACUAGCAAUUAUGCACACCAUUUUAGGGAUCUAUUUUUAUGGUAGUUUAUCUAAUUUUGUAAGAUUACUUUGACUAGGUCAGUAUUGGUGUAUUAGGUUGGUGUAGCCAAAGCUCACGGAGCAGAGGUUGGUGUACAGGAGCAAUGGACACUUUAGCAAAUACAAACUUGGCAAAUUGGGUUACAUGAAAUAUAUGCCUGCAAAAUUGAAUUGGAUGCACAAUAUACAAAAGCUUAAGGUAAAGAGUCAUAUCUAGCCACACUAAGGGUAUUAGAAAAUAAAAGCCUGGACGAUUGUAUAUAUUUAUACUUAUAUAUGUAUAUAUAUAUAUAUGUAUAUAUAAAUAUAGAAUAUAUAUGAAUAAUAUGGGGGAUAGGGGAGGAUUUUGGGCUUAAUGAAUUGUUUAUUUUACAGAACAACGUCGAUGUGCUCUUGUUUGGUCGUGACUUUCAGGUACUUACUUUCCUUGUUGGGAUGAUCUUGUGUUUGGUAGUAGUGACAAAUUAAGACGUUGCAUAUGGCUCGUGUAAUCUGUAGAACGUCCUUUUGAAUCCUGUUGGCAAGUGACUGGCAUCUUAGAUUGGUAAUCAAUUUUGACGUUUACUGUGUUUUUAUUCAAUUUGUGUGAGGUGAAUGUGUUCAGGGAUGGGAUCAGACCCACAUCUCUGGACUACCCAAAAGCACAUGCACCAGAUUUGAGAUUGGCUCAGUAAGCUGCAAGGUAUUUUGAUACUAAAGUUAUAUGGGAUCUUGCAAUAUGUGGUUGGAUGGACGAAAAGUGGUUUGUACUGUUGCUUGUUGAGGUGGUUGUCUAAUAAACUUGGACAACUGGUCAGGGUUUUCCGGAGCAAGUCGUAUGAAUUGGGAGACUGUGUGGGGUGUGGAGGAAGUAGUGGAAGUUUCUCUGAUGGUUGGUUGGAUGCACCAGGUAAAUGCAUUUAUGAAGUAGUGGCAUGUUUAUAUAGCAUUGUUCUUGCUGCUUGGGUCGACAAUGUCAACACUCGGCCCUCCUCUGCCUACUUUGUGUUUCUAAUGUACAGUAUUUCCUCCAUUUUUUAAUACAUUAAUCAAUUUUUCUCAUCGUAUUCAUCUCUGGUUUUUCAGUGUAUAAUUGUUGAACCACAGGUACAUAGACGUGUAUGGGAGACCAGUGUAGUGGAGUAUUUGGACACUGGUGUUGCUUCCAUAUGACUGAUGAGUGUAUAGGAUUGUGUUGGGAAUUCUGUACUGGAACCAAAGAGGGUAAAUUCAGAUUUGUAUGUUUUAUAUUAUUUUUAUACUUGGUUAUAACAAAAUUGACAUUGAGUUGGCAUUUUCUGAUGGAUAGCUUCAUGGAAGCUUUUGAAUUGGCCAGCGCCCUCUUAAAUUCUCCUUGACAUUUUAAUUUCAGACGACUUGUUAUUGAAAGUAAUUACUUUAUUAGAUUUAUGUUUAUUGGUUUGAGCAAGAGUUCAGGUUAUGUAUGUACCAUGUAAAAUUGUAUUGUAAAGGUAAAUGAUUUGAAAAACGAAUAAUUUAUUUUUUAGCAGCAUUUGAGUCAAGUUUUAUAUAUUUUGAUAAUUACUUGGUAAAUUCACACAUACAAAGUUUGUGACUUGCUUUUUGAGAGCGUAGCCAAGUGCAGUAUUUGUAUCGGGGUGUGUGUGUGUGUCCCAGGAUGGAAGCAGGCGCGUGGUGUGGGAGUAUCAUAGGACCAUCAUGAAUAACAUUAUGCAUGCACAGCAAAACAAGAACCUGAUGGAGUUUGGUUGACUUAGCCACGAAGGAGGAAAUCUCAAGACCGUGAUGUUCCUAUGAUAAAAAUACCGAGGUGAUACGAUGGGAAAUCCAGUGGAGCGAUGGUUCGAUCCCAUCGUAUGACCUUAAUAUUUGUCUCAAGAUGGCUAUUGUAAGUAUGGAACUAUUUCAUGCACCUGGGCACUAGGAGGCUCGAGCCGUGGACACCACGCGAGAGAGGCCGAAGCUCUAUCGACUGGGCUAUUGGGGUCGGUGGUUCGAGACUCGUAUAGCCCAGGUGAGUGAAAUGUUUAUUCCCCACGGAAGUGUGGAUGAUAAUUUAUAUGGGACUGUUAUUCACAGUGUCUGUGCGCCUGCAGUCAGGGAUGCUUCUUGGUUCAGCUCAUUGCUCCUCUUCACUAGUGUUUACCUGUUCACUUAUCUUUUGUCUUGGUUAUACUGGCUCUUUGAGGAGGAGGACCACCCAACCUUUUUUUUUUUAUAUAAAUAUAUAUAUUAGGUAAGUAUUAAAAAGCAUUGCAAAAUAAAAUAUUUAAAGUUUA
Molecule: messenger RNA, 4893 nt
Organism: Procambarus clarkii (red swamp crayfish)
Lineage: Eukaryota; Metazoa; Arthropoda; Malacostraca; Decapoda; Cambaridae
Gene: SC35
Product: SR family splicing factor SC35
Molecular function (GO): RNA binding
Source: RefSeq, a predicted model, not a curated record